AUGACCGAUGUGGCGUUGAUUAAGAUUGGGGCAGCGGUGACCUUGACGGCCGCUACUGUCCUAGGGCUGUGGACGCCUUUUCUGUGCGUGCGGAAGACCAUAGAUAACACAUCACCCCGGCCCCAUGUGCAACUCAUGGAGAUGUCGCGACUGUUGUCGCUGGCGAAUUGCCUCUCGGCUGGUUUGUUGAUUGCAAUGGCGCUGGUACAUUUUAUGCCGGAUGCCAUCGUGACGGCAGGGGAUGCCGUGUCCCCGACAGUAAUCUGCGCCACUCUUAUGCUCGGCGUUCUUAUUCCAGCCGUGAUUGAACUUGGUACCGUUGACGACGUGACACACAGUGGGCACGGCUUGGGCCUCAUGCACGAGGGUCAUCGGCGACGAUUGCUGAUGUCAUUUAUUAUGCUGCCCAUGUGUCUUCACGCCGCGGUGGAGGGGGUCCUACUGGGGCUUGAGGGCUCAACCUCUGCUCUCUUGGGCUCUGCGAUACCUAUCUUUAUUCAUCGCUUUUUUGACGGUGUUGUCGUCGGAGUCUGUAUUGCAAAGGACCUCUGCGUCGAAAUGGAGGAGCUUGAAGAGGUGGCGCCGCCCAAUGCCACUGAAAACAGCGCCUGCGGUGAGCUUUAUGCAAUGUUUAGGCGUCGCUUAGGGAACUGUUUUAUCAUUUUAUGGCUUGGCGUGAUGCCGGCCGUUCUUAUCCUGUGUGUGGCGCUUACCGAUAACUCCGGUGUUGAUGGUGCGAAUACGUCACUCGAGAACACCAGUCUGAAGUGCUCUACGAAUGCUGCCGGGGGCAGCCUGGGCUCACGCAGUUACAGAGGGAAUUUGUGGCUGGCACUGGCCCGAGCUUUGGGCAGUGGCUUCUUUCUUUUUGCCGGCCUUGUAAUACUUAUGCGGGAGGAGCUGCAUGAAGGACGGGCAGGUGUGGCCCUCUCCGUGGGGGUCUUGCUCACCUCACUUUUAACUGCCAUGAAUGCCCAUUGA
This is a messenger RNA of Trypanosoma rangeli, 981 nucleotides long. RefSeq lists its product as uncharacterized. NCBI's taxonomy places the organism in Eukaryota, Euglenozoa, Kinetoplastea, Trypanosomatida, Trypanosomatidae. The transcript has a single exon. Gene Ontology annotation, cellular component: membrane. Bases 1 to 981 code for a protein of 326 amino acids. Gene Ontology annotation, molecular function: zinc ion transmembrane transporter activity. The record is from RefSeq and is a predicted model, not a curated record. Gene Ontology annotation, biological process: zinc ion transmembrane transport.